CGAGUGUCCCACCCCAUGGAAUCUUCUUAUCGUUUCAGCAAUGACCGUAUCGGAUCUCACCGCCCAGCUGUUCGAAGCGGACAACCAGAUGGUGAAGUGUGACCUGAACGAGGGCAAAUACAUGGCCUGUUGUCUGUUGUACCGGGGCGAUGUGGUGCCCAAGGACGUCAAUGCCGCCAUCGCCGGAAUCAAGUACAAGCGUACGCUGCGGUUUGUCGAUUGGUGCCCAACCGGAUUUAAGGUCGGAAUCAACAACAAAAGUCCCGUCAUGUUUGCAAAAGGUGAUCUGGCACCGGUGCAUCGGGGAGUUUCCAUGCUGGCCUCGAACACGGCCAUUUCGAAAGCAUGGUCCACGCUGGAUCACAAAUUCGACAUGAUGUACUCGAAGCGGGCAUUUGUACACUGGUACGUUAACGAGGGCAUGGAAGAGGCUCUGUUCAGGGAAGCGCGAGAAAAUUUAGCCGCCCUGGAAAUGGACUACUUGGAAGCGGAGAAGGAUUGCGAAGACCCAACGGCAGCAUCCGAGCAUUCAAGCAUCGAAGAGUUCUAAAUUAUGGCAUGUGAUACGUCACCCUACGUCAGGCAAGUAAACUGAGAACAAGGCGGCCUUUUCACUAUAGUAAUACCGUUUAAAUAAGUUUAUUAUUCUCUUUGAAACUACUCUACGAGACAGUUUAACGAACCGAUGAAAACUAAUAAUAAAAAUGGUUUCAAUAUU
Messenger RNA from Aedes albopictus (Asian tiger mosquito), 718 nucleotides. Its product is annotated as tubulin alpha chain. Gene Ontology annotation, biological process: microtubule cytoskeleton organization; mitotic cell cycle. Gene Ontology annotation, molecular function: GTP binding; structural constituent of cytoskeleton. The record is from RefSeq and is a predicted model, not a curated record. The coding region runs from base 41 to 550 and encodes 169 amino acids. The transcript has 3 exons. Gene Ontology annotation, cellular component: microtubule; cytoplasm. NCBI's taxonomy places the organism in Eukaryota, Metazoa, Arthropoda, Insecta, Diptera, Culicidae.